AUGGAGAAACCUGCUAUUCGCCUGGCGACACCAGAGGAUGUCCCACUCAUCCUCCAAUUCAUCCGCGAGCUCGCCGACUAUGAAAAGGCCCUGCACGAGGUCGAAGCCACUGAGGAGAGUCUCCUAGCCACACUCUCCUUCCCCGGUACCCCGCCCAAGCGUGGCGCCGUUUACACGGCCCUCAUUACCCCACCUGCCACUGCCGAAAACCCCGCUCCAAUCCCCGCCGGCAUGGCGCUCUACUUCUACAACUACUCCACUUGGCGCUCUGCACCCGGUAUCUAUCUGGAGGAUCUAUACGUGCAGCCGAGUGCUCGCGGCCAUGGCUAUGGCUUCUUGCUGCUGAAGUACUUGGCGAAGCAGGUACUUGAGGCGAACGGCCGUCGGUUGGAGUGGAGCGUUCUGAAGUGGAACGAGCCUAGUAUUCGAUUCUAUGAGCAGGUUGGCGCCAAGGGAAUGGAGGAGUGGAUGAAGAUGAUGGUGGACGGUGAUGCUUUGACGAAGUUGGCUGAGGGUGUAUAG
This is a messenger RNA of Penicillium pulvis, 522 nucleotides long. Its product is annotated as GNAT family N-acetyltransferase. Bases 1 to 522 code for a protein of 173 amino acids. Gene Ontology annotation, biological process: protein acetylation. The transcript has 2 exons. Gene Ontology annotation, molecular function: N-acetyltransferase activity. NCBI's taxonomy places the organism in Eukaryota, Fungi, Ascomycota, Eurotiomycetes, Eurotiales, Aspergillaceae. The record is from RefSeq and is a predicted model, not a curated record.